AUGAAUACACCGCUGGAAGAGCUCAUUCCAUUUCUCGGGGCAUGGGGACUCUACGGACUCAUUGGCGCCGGACUACUUGGGUUCUCGAUAUUCUUCACGGUGUACUACUCCGACAGACAGGACCGAGAGCCAUUUGCGAUGCUGGUGACGGUUCUGUCGUUGACACUUUGCCUGACGACGGUGGCAUUAUUCCCGGUCGACAUCUUUAUGGUCUCGAGGAUCAUGGACCCGACGACAGGAUUGAGACACGAGUGGGCAACGGAUGCUGCUAUCGCCGAGAUGCAGCUGUCUGUCCAGAUGAUCUAUGCUGUCGCUUACGGCCUGAUUGCAAUGUUUUGCUUCUUUUGGAUCCCCCUGGCUUACUUUUACUUUGAGGAGCUUGCGGAUGAGGGCCAGACGACUAUUCAACGCCUAUGGUCGUCCUUCAAGUACACCCUCUUUUUCAUCCUCAUCGCCGCCAUCCUGUUGCUGACCGGUCUCUUGAUGAAGCCAAACGGCAAGGAUGGCGAUGAUAAGGGUGAAGAGGGUGGUGCGCUCAGUCCAGAGUCAGACUGGUUGGAGGACCUGCUGGGAAAAAUUGGCGGUAUGGAGCCAUUAGCAUUCGUGGCGGGAGUCUUGGCCCUUGCGGGGAUGACCGUCCUGGUCUUUUACACGGCACCUGGACUUUCCCUCUUGCCAUUCCACCUCCUGGCAGGGGCCAAGUCUCUGCCAGCAGGAGUAGAAGAACUAGAGGCACAGCUAGAUUUUAAUCGGGCGAGACAAAGCACUAUUCUGAACCGAUAUCAAAUGACACCAGGUGGAGGAGGUCAGCGCCAGCAGCUGUCGGACAGGAACCGCCAUCUUAUUAGUGAAUUGGCACAGGAAGAGCUGCUGUUGGAGAACCGACUGAGGUUGGUGUUGAAGGUUCGGAAUAGCUGUUGGCACCAGUGCCUGUGUAUUAUUCGCCCCUUUCAGAUCUUACUGGGACUCGCGGGAUCAAUUUUGACAGUACUUCUCGUUGGGUCCAUUACCGUUACAAGUGUCGGACAGUUGGAUGGGGACCUUUGUGGUGCGCCAUGUGGGUUCAUCUUUGGGCGGGAUCUGCCCAACCCGCUCAACAUGGUCCUCGUUCGGCUUUCUCCCUUCUUCCCGGCGGACUAUGCGGUGAUAGUCAUGAUCAUCCUCUACAUGUUCUGGGCGACGACCAAGGGGAUCAUCUCGCUCGGGAUCCGGUUCUUAUGGGUCCAUCUGUACAAGUUCAGAAGGGCUGCUACUCAACCACAGGGGCUGUUGGCGGCGACCAUGCUCUGGAUGCUCAGCCUUGCCGCCCUGAGCUAUACGCUGACCAUGGCCGUUGCCCCUGAGUACUCUAUGUUUGGCGGUCAGAAAUAUUGCAAUAACACGAUCCCCAUCGGAGGAAGCCUAGACUGCUCAACCACACCAACACUCAUCAUCCGCUGCCAUGUCGGCGCACCCGCAGACCUCUGCACACCCACCGUAACCUCCAAGACCGUCCUCCAAGUCCUCUCGGCAUCACCCAUCCUCGGCGUCGCAUUCUAUUCUGCUCAAUGGGCCUUUCUUGCAUUCUUCUUCCUCGCAUUCUUGUUCAACUUUGUCCAUGGAUGCUGGAGAGAUUACAGCUCCCAAAGACGCCCUCUUCGCACGUUCAGGAACAGCCAAUUGUGA
Molecule: messenger RNA, 1665 nt
Organism: Linnemannia hyalina
Lineage: Eukaryota; Fungi; Mortierellomycota; Mortierellomycetes; Mortierellales; Mortierellaceae
Source: the annotation of a GenBank genome assembly